AUGCCUCCAAAGAACAAGCAGAAUAACAGCUCUGCAGCUACAUUCAAGGUCGACAAUUACUGUACUGCUCUUCUCGAAGCACUAAAAGCCCAAGAUGGAAUCAAACUACGUGCCUGUUUCGCCCUACAGGACGAUCAUACAACUGCCGUAAAGUCUGAACUGUCUCGCAUCUCAAACAUAUUCAGGUACCUAAACGACAUGGGAAUAGAAGAACCAUGGCUACCACUCGUAUCCCACCAUUUCAAAGUCAUUGCUGCUCUACCGUCUGCCUCUCCUAAUGCUCCUUCUCACGCUAUUGAAUUGGCUGUCGAUCAAUUGGCGCUCUGUGAUGCGCUACAUGCCAUGUAUCCAAGUAAUUCAAUCCAAAAGUGGGCAUUGCCUGCUUUGUAUGCUGUGGACUUGGAUCUGGUCAGGUUGACUGCAAAGGCCGAUACAGAACUACUGAAACGAGGUGAAAAGGCAACAAAGAGUGAAGGUGCUGUGUCUGCUCUACGUAGUGCGUUCAGUGUCUGCUUGUCUGAUAGAGCACUUCCACACAUAUCACGGCGCUGGGGAACAUACUACACAGCCUGUCUCAUGUUCCGAGUCUUUUUCAGACUGAAAUCCCUACAUUUGUGCUCAAAUACUCUGAGAUCCAUCCAGUCAAACGAUCUGCAGCCGCUAGAUGUCUUUCCGAUAUCUCAUAAAGUUACAUUCAAAUAUUAUGUUGGCGUGCUGGCUUUUUAUAAUGAGCAGUAUAAGAAGGCAACAGAAGAAUUGGAAUAUGCAUUACAGCACUGUCCAGGAAAAGGUGAUAGGAGAGCUAAAUGGAUGAACAAUCGAAGACUGAUUCUAAAUUAUUACAUACCGGCACGAAUGCUACAAGGCUAUCUACCUCCACCAAAUCUCCUCUCCAAAUGCCAAUCCAUUGCUGACCUCUACUCUCCCUUCGUUACCGCCAUAAAACUCGGCAAUGUACGCAUGUUUGAUGAUGCUCUACUCGAAAAACAAAAGGAUUUGAUUGAUCAUGGGACUUUUUAUGCUAUUGAGAGGUUGCGGAUUGUGUCUUUGAGGGUGCUGUUUAAGAAGGUGUGGAUGAUCAAAGGCCAAACAACAAGGCUACCACUUAGUGCAUUCAAAGAUGCGCUCAAAUUUGUGGGAGAGGACUCGUCACUGGAUGAAGUUGAAUGUUUGUUGGCGAAUAUGAUUGACAAGGGCUAUAUAAAAGGAUACUUGUCGCAUGAGCAAUCGACGAUAGUUUUGAGUAAAGACAAGGCGUUUCCAGCUUUGCUCACUGUGUCGUAA
This is a messenger RNA of Synchytrium microbalum, 1284 nucleotides long. RefSeq lists its product as uncharacterized. Gene Ontology annotation, biological process: post-transcriptional tethering of RNA polymerase II gene DNA at nuclear periphery; poly(A)+ mRNA export from nucleus; transcription elongation by RNA polymerase II. The transcript is spliced from 8 exons. The coding region runs from base 1 to 1284 and encodes 427 amino acids. The record is from RefSeq and is a predicted model, not a curated record. Gene Ontology annotation, cellular component: transcription export complex 2. Gene Ontology annotation, molecular function: double-stranded DNA binding; RNA binding. Lineage: Eukaryota; Fungi; Chytridiomycota; Chytridiomycetes; Synchytriales; Synchytriaceae.